Cucurbita maxima (winter squash) is the source of this 1018-nucleotide messenger RNA. Its product is annotated as WEB family protein At3g51220. Lineage: Eukaryota; Viridiplantae; Streptophyta; Magnoliopsida; Cucurbitales; Cucurbitaceae. Bases 310 to 930 code for a protein of 206 amino acids. The transcript has 2 exons. The record is from RefSeq and is a predicted model, not a curated record.
UCACUCGAAAUUUGUAGUUGAAGUUUCCAUAUAAAGAUGGAGCCAUUACUUGAUAUAGAAGGCAAGAAAGAGUAUGCAUUUAAGCUACAGUGGACAUUGGACCUGCUGUACCAGAAAAUCAAAUAUUUGAAGAUUCAACUACAACCAAAAGCAGCCGCUUAAUGAACUGCUAAAUCCGUUGCAGCCAAGGAGAGAGUCAUCCCCCCCUCUCUCUCUUUACUUUUAAAGCUAAAGCAAAGAGCUCAAUUCUCCGACCUAACCAAUCAUCAAAUACACCAUAUCCUCCCACACCCUCUCCCCACACGUCCCAUGGAAGACCCUGAAAUGCCUAAUCAAAGCUCUGCCUCCAUUGUUGACACCUCCCGCCCCUUCCGCUCCGUCAAAGAAGCCGUUGCCGUGUUCGGCGAACGUCUUCUAGUCGGAGAAGCUUACUCGUCGUCGCCAAAGCCAUGUGCCAAUGCCCCAUUGUCUGAAACAGGCACAUGGGAUUCUUUGUUAAGCUCCACAACAACUGUAAAGGAAGAGAAAGAACAUGAAGUGUUGGAUACACUGAAGAAACUUGAGGCAGAGCUGGAGGAGACUAAGGAAGAGUUGAGGUUGCUGAAGGAAAGGGAAGAAGAUACAGAAGUGGCAUUGGCUUCACUGAAUGCAGAGCUGCAUAAGAACAUGUCAAAGUUGGCUGAGGCGGAAGCGGAGGCGGCUGCGGCGGCGAAAGCUGUGGCGACGAGAAGAAUCACAAUGGGAUGUGAGAAUGGAAGGAUAGAAGAAGAAAUGAAGAGAACAGAGGCAUUGGCUCAGAUAUUGAGAUUUGGAGGGAAAAAGGAGAAGAAAAAGGUAAAGAAAAAGCCAAUAAUUCCACUGGUUGGAGAUUUGUUGAUGAGAUUAAGGAGAAAAGGGAGUCUCAGUUCUUCAUUCAAAUCCUUCGAUUAAAGAACCCUUUGAUUUGCGUUCUUCCUUCCCGCUUGCUUGGGAAUUGUUUGAUCGUCUUUCACAAUGUAAUUUCACUUCUUUUUUGUCG